Exophiala viscosa is the source of this 543-nucleotide messenger RNA. RefSeq lists its product as uncharacterized. Bases 1 to 543 code for a protein of 180 amino acids. The transcript has a single exon. NCBI's taxonomy places the organism in Eukaryota, Fungi, Ascomycota, Eurotiomycetes, Chaetothyriales, Herpotrichiellaceae. The record is from RefSeq and is a predicted model, not a curated record. Gene Ontology annotation, molecular function: DNA-binding transcription factor activity, RNA polymerase II-specific; RNA polymerase II cis-regulatory region sequence-specific DNA binding.
AUGGCCCACUCCAACCUUGACCACGACAUCCUCAACAACACGGCCUACCUAGACGACUUUGACUUCACUUCCGACUUCGACCUGUAUCCUGCCGCCGACAAUGUCAGUCUCGCUAAUCUACCCGAUCUCAACUUUUUUCCGGAAUACGACUUCAACCCUCAAUCUCCCACGCAGCCUACGCCCUGUUCUCCGACGCACAGAUUCCGCUGUAAAGAUUGUCCCGAGUCAUUCCGGCGCCGAUGUGAACUCAAUCGGCAUGUCCUCAAGCACACUAUGCCGUUCAAAUGUACACGAGGCUGUGGCGCCGCCUUCGCGGAGAAGAGACGAUGUAGCCAGCACGAGAAAGCGGCGCAUGGGUUGGCCACGGAGAAGGACCGAAAGAAGUGCCACUUGUGCGACUAUGCUUCCCUGCGUCCGGACGCUGUCAAGAGACACUACAAGCUAAAGCACGGGAUGGAGAUCAGUUUUAGAUCGAGAGGCUCACCGGCCACGACCGAGUCCUCGACUGGAUCUGAUGGCGGGAGUAUGGAUUCGAGAGAUUGA